Messenger RNA from Dendrobium catenatum, 1107 nucleotides. RefSeq lists its product as uncharacterized. The record is from RefSeq and is a predicted model, not a curated record. The transcript is spliced from 5 exons. The coding region runs from base 128 to 943 and encodes 271 amino acids. NCBI's taxonomy places the organism in Eukaryota, Viridiplantae, Streptophyta, Magnoliopsida, Asparagales, Orchidaceae.
CGAGUAUCACCAGUAAACUCGCCCAUACAUAGCUUGGCGCCUUUGGUUGGCCGAGUGCGCGAAUUCUCAAGCAGACAGAAAUUUGGCCGACCCGCUUCUUCCCCAACCAGCGGGCAACCGCGAAGCUAUGCUUCGCCCUUCCACACUCCCCUCCACCGAUCGGCUCAGGUUUCUUCCCUCCGAUUUGUACUCAGUCCAUAGUGAAUAUCCUAACCCUCAAUCCUUCCAUAAAUCCUCUCUUCUGCCCAUAACCAUCACACGCCGUCAUCACCUCCGGCUUUUCUGCCGGCGCACUAGCUCCAGCGAUGCUGUCGCAGGUGCCUCCCAGCCGGAGGCUAAAUUUGAGGAGAUUGCCGUCGAUGGAGUCGAAAAGGAGCACACGAACGUGGGCAUCGGGAGCCCUAGCCUCUUUCGGCCACUUGUGACGUGCAGAAUGAGUUUAGGGGAUCAGGCCUUUUUCCUGCUUACCUUUAUUGCUUGCACGACAUCUAUUGCAUUUACCAGCCUAGUCAUUGCUGCUGUUCCCACUCUAUUUGCACUAAAGAGAGCUGCAACAUCUCUAGCCAGACUAGCUGAUACUACAAGGGAGGAGCUUCCUAGUACUAUGGCUGCAAUUAGACUGUCAGGAAUGGAAAUUAGUGAUCUCACAUUGGAGUUGAAUGAAUUGAGUGAAGAGAUUGCAGAUGGUGUCAACAAAUCAGCACAAGCAGUGCAAGCUGCAGAAGCUGGGAUUAGACAGAUCGGUGCUUUAGCCCGCCAAAGAACAAUCUCGAUGAUUCAGGAACGAGCGAACCUGCCGGAAAUCUCCUUCCGACCUCUGGUUGCAGGAGCUGCAAGAAAAACCUCUGAUGCUGUGGGAAGGGCCAAAAAGAAAUUCAUAAAUUUUCUCUCUCGAGGCGAACAAGAUGAUGAAGAAAGGAACUCAAAUGAGGCUGAGUAUUGAGAAAUUUUUUUCUGCCUCUCUUUUUUAUUUCUUCUAUUUUAUCCCUAAGAAAUCUUGCUGUUAGGUAUAUUGUCGCUCUACAUGAGAUUGAUAUUUUUAAGUUGUAUAUUUUAUAAAAUUGGUUGUAAAUUACUGUGGAUAAAAUAAUUUCGUUAUUACUGUUA